Trichoplax adhaerens is the source of this 5535-nucleotide messenger RNA. RefSeq lists its product as uncharacterized. The record is from RefSeq and is a predicted model, not a curated record. Bases 1 to 5535 code for a protein of 1844 amino acids. The transcript is spliced from 8 exons. Gene Ontology annotation, biological process: cell-matrix adhesion. Gene Ontology annotation, molecular function: calcium ion binding. Lineage: Eukaryota; Metazoa; Placozoa; Uniplacotomia; Trichoplacea; Trichoplacidae. Gene Ontology annotation, cellular component: membrane.
AUGGCGAAGGUGGUAAAUCAAUUACUGAUUACAGCAAUCAUAAUCGUCAUAUAUUUCCAGCUGUUAAGGCAGACGCUCGCUGGUCAAGAAUGUGAUUCAAAUCCAUGCCCAAAUAAUGCUACAUGUAUUAAUGGUAUAGGAGCUUAUUCUUGUAGAUGUUCUCAGGGCUAUUUUGGAUCACACUGCUCAUUAGGCCUAGUGAAUAAUGGAGAUGUUCGAUUAGUUGAUGGACGCAAUUCGACUAAUGGAAACGUACAAGUAUACUACAAUGGUAGAUGGGGAGGAAUUUGCGGCUAUGACUGGAAUUUUCAAAGCGCAAGGGUCGUUUGUCGUCAAUUAGGAUUCGAUUUAGCCGUCAAAAUAUAUUGUUGUUCUAACUUUACCACAACAGAGAUUACUCCACUUUGGUUAAAAAAUAUUGGAUGUCGAGGCAAUGAAUGCUCACUUUCUCGCUGUUCCAAUUUAAACUGGGGAAGUAUCGGAAAUUGCGACAGCUAUUCUAACAAUUAUGCUGGAGUUCAAUGCGCUGUUGAUAGCUGCUCAUCUAUCCCUUGUAUCAAUGGCUUAUGCAUCAGUAGACUCAAUUCUGGAUAUACUUGUGAAUGCAAUUCUGGAUGGAAAGGACAUCAGUGUGAAACUAGAGAAGGUUCAGAUGACAAACCUGAUGAAACGAAACUACCAUGCUAUCGAUGCGACAGAAAUGCUGUAUGCCAUAUCAACAGUAAUAAUGUUUCCUAUUCAUGCACUUGCAAGCCAGGAUACAUCGGAAAUGGACUCUCAUGUAAAGAGUUAAGACUUUAUCCCUAUGGACCGCAGUAUGGCGAUAUUUCUGUUGGUAGAGUAGAUGACCGACAAUAUCGUAUUUACUUGCGAUCACCGAUUCAAUUUACCAAUGCAUUUUACAGGAAAGUUUACGUCUCCAUGAACGGAUUUAUCUCCUUUGUUAAGAGGUACAGCGGCAGGCCAAAUCGACCAUUCACCUCGGAGAAAUAUCCACCUCUUAUAGCGCCAUUCUAUGCAGAUGCUGAUGCUCGUCAAUCUAGUACUGCUAGAAUAUAUAUUAAUCAAUAUUCAUCUCUUAGUCCUUCUAGUUUGACCACAGCCAUAUUACGAAAUGCAACCAAUGAUGUCAGUGCUUUUCAAAACUACGUUAAUAACAAUCCAAAUACAUCUAAUCUCUAUGGGCUAUUUAAUCGCACCGUCUCUAAUUUCCAUGCAUCAUUAGUUACAAUCAUUACUUGGCACAAAGUUAUCCCUUUCCCUUCUAAAACUACUGCUAAAUAUGACGUCACUAAUACGUUUCAAUUAGUUUUGAUUUCUAAUGGUGUCAAUUUAUUCGCUUCCUUUAUUUACGAUGAUAAAGGCAUGAACUGGUGGCAACGUUUUGGUCAUAUUCGCCCACGAGCUGGUUUCGCUAGCCAAGUGGCAUCAGUUACAAAAUAUGCUUAUGAACUACCAAAUUCCAACACGAAAGAACUGUUAAAAAUUGACAGUAUCGUGGGUAACUAUGGUAAGAAAGGACGAUGGAUGUUUCGCGUAGAUGAUCCAGCAAGCGACCGAAUUAACUAUGCUGAUCGAUGUCAAAAUUGGUACGCUAAUGAAGCAGAUCCAAUAAUUUAUCUUAGAGCGUUAAGGAAUCGACAUUGCCCUUGCUCUAGCAUGCAGGCUAUUCGUGAUAGGCGAUUCCGAUUUAAUUUUGAUACAUUUUGCGCAAGAUCAACUUUUCCAACAAGAGCAAGUAACGGCGAACGUAUCUAUCAACAAUGUUGUUAUUCAACACGACAAAAUUCUUUAGGUUCACUAUUAACUACUUAUCCAUACGGAAGUUCAUUCAUUUUCCGAGAUCAUGUAUUGCAAAAUGCUAACAAAAUUGCGUACAGAGACUGCUGCGUCCAAUCAAGUAUGUGUAAUCUCUACGCCAUUAAGAGGCCAAUUAAUCGUUGUUCAGGAUAUCGACCACCGAGAAGAGCCUGGUUCUGGGGAGAUCCACAUAUUAGAACAUUAGAUGGUAAUCAAUAUACCUUUAAUGGGCUUGGAGAAUACGUUUUAUUGCAAACUGAUGAUCGCUCUUUUAUCCUGCAAGGACGCACUAUGCAAGCUUUAAACAACGGUAACGUCUCAGCACCUGCUACGGUAUUAUCUGGAUUCGCUACUAUUUCAGCUGGUGCUGAUACUGUGCAAUUUACUCUUAAUUCAACGCUUAAUGGAAUCAAUAUUUUAGUUAAUAGAACUAGAUCCUUCAGCAUGCAUAGUAUGUCAAAUAAUGAGACGCGUGAAUUUAAUAAUGUUGAUUUAGCAAAGACAUCGACGAUAUCUGUUGCAGCCAUCUUUUCGUCUGGAAUAUCUCUAGAGGUAACAUUGUUGACACAAAUGCUGACGAUUGCCUUCAAUGCACCGGAUGAAAUUAAAGGUAAGACUUCAGGGCUAUUAGGCACAUGGAAUGACAAUACUAUUGAUGAUUUUAAACGACCAGAUGGGUCUUUCCUGGAUAUUAAAUCGAAUAGUUCGCAGAUAUUCUAUGACUUUGGCCAGUUGUGGAUGAUUAACGCUAGUGACUCUUUAUUUACUUAUCCAAGUGGGAAAACUGCUAAAAAUUAUAGAAACUUAAGCUUUAUACCUGUGUUAGUUGAUAAUAUCACAGAGUUAUUUACGGAUAAGAUGGAUUUCUAUGAUCUAUCGGUUAUGCGGUGCAAAAAUAAUAGUGACUGUCUAUUUGAUGCUGGCCUAACUAUGAAUCUUGAAGCUGCUGUUAGGAGUAAAGAUACAUCGGAAAUCUAUAAAGAAACAAGCCAACUAUUAGAGAACUUUCCACCUGAUAUUUCUGGAUUGACAACGUUUAAUGUUACGUAUGGGCAAAUAUUUCAUACUCGAUUUAACGUAACUGAUAAGAAUCAAGAUGAUAUACUUACAGUUCAAAUUAUCGAUGCUCCUGACAACUCUUACUUCGAUACAGUUGCUUAUACAUUCACAUGGAAUGUUUCGAAUUACCAAAAUAUUUCAUUCAAGUUCGUAGCUACAGACUCAAAAGGUGCAAGAAGUGAAUUUACACCACAAAUUAUCCUAUGCUACUGCCCAAAUAACGGAACUUGCGAUUAUACAGUAGAGACGGCACGUAUUAAUAACAUCGACGUCGUCGAGUGUGUAUGUGAUUCAGCAUGGACUGGGGAUAAUUGUACACAAGAUUAUGAUGCUUGCUCUGAUCAACCUUGCUUUGACAAUGUUACUUGUAUAGAUAAUAUUGUCCCAUUAUCUGGCUAUCAAUGUGGUGAUUGCCCUUCAGGAUAUACUGGCGAUGGUUUAAAGUGUCAUGACUACGAUGAAUGUGAAUAUGGUACACAUCAAUGUAAUCAAACAUGUAUAAAUGAAGAAGGAACUUAUACUUGUGAAUGUCAAUCUGGAUACAUGUUAGAGAGCGACAAUAGAGGAUGUCUGGAUAUUGAUGAAUGUGCUAUAGGAUCUCAUAAUUGCAGUGAUGAUGCUAUCUGUAUUAAUCAACCAGGUUCAUAUGAUUGCAUUUGUAAGUCUGGCUACCUAGGUGACGGAAGAAAUUGUACUGAAAUCAACGAAUGUAAAAUAAAUAACGGCCAAUGUAAUCAAAUAUGCCAGAAUACUCCAGGCAGUUAUAAAUGCUCGUGUUAUCCAGGCUAUGAAAUCAGCAGUCAUUACCACACUUGUGUUGAUAUAAAUGAAUGCUUGCGGCCACAAGCUAAUCAAUGCGAUCAAAAAUGUGUUAAUACGCAAGGUUCCUAUCGUUGUCAAUGUGGCCAAGGUUUUAAAUUGAGCGAUGACGGUCUUACAUGCACCCCGCUUAGUCAGUGCGCUAGUGUCAAUAACUGUACACAUACUUGCACCAUGAUAAACGGAUUGCAAUCGUGUUCAUGUAGAUCUGGUUUUAAAUUAAGCCAAGAUGGUCGAACAUGUCGAGAUAUUAACGAAUGUACAGCAGAUAACUUGUGCAAUAUAAAUGCAAACUGCAUUAACAUAGAUGGAUCUUAUCAAUGUAUCUGUAAAACCGGUUAUCAAGGAUACGGCAUAACAUGCAAUGACGUUAACGAAUGUACGAGUACAUCCACUCAACAUAAACACAAUUGCUCAGCUCACGCUAAUUGCUAUAAUACUAAAGGAUCAUAUGGUUGUCAAUGUAAAGCAGGAUAUAAAGGUGAUGGUCUGACAUGCCAAGAUAUUGACGAAUGUUCAUUGAAUAAGCAUAGUUGUUCAGCACAAGCUACAUGUACUAAUAAUGAUGGAUCGUAUACUUGCAAGUGUAAAACAGGCUACACUGGCAGCGGUUUUAAUUGCUUCGAUAUUGAUGAAUGCAACUCCAAUCUAUUUCAUUGCGCAAUCGACGGGGCAUGUAUCAAUAACAAUGGAUCUUAUCAAUGCAAAUGUCAAACUGGAUUUUCUGGUGAUGGAACAACUUCCUGCACAGACAUUAACGAAUGCUUAAAUAAUCAAAACAAAUGCGAUACUAAUGCAGAUUGCCAAAAUACACGUGGAUCAUAUACCUGUCGUUGUCGAUCGGGUUAUUAUGGAAAUGGAAAUAAAUGCACAAAAAGCACAUACUGCAGUCAAAAUCGCAGCUGUGGCAAAAAAGCAACGUGCGCAUCCACUGACACUGGUUACUACUGUAUUUGCAGGUUAGGUUACUAUAGCAGCAAUGAUCAGUUGGCAGUAGAUCAAUACAAAUCUGAUUCACAUUGUCAACCUGGUCAAGUCUUUCUGGGAACAUUCAAGAUUAUUGAUCAAUUUAAACCAGGACUUGCGAUUCUUAAUAGUAACGAGCAUCUAACGUUAUCGGCAUUAGUUAUAAAAGCACUAGAAGACAAAUUUAACUCACUUAGCAUGACAAAAAUGAGCUUUAAGCGUGUUACAAUUACAAGCUUUACCUCAGGAAAUACCAAUACUCGAAUUGUUGUCGAAUUUUCAGUCGUAUUCGAUCAUAAUGGAAAAAAUAUUGACUUAGGCCAGUUAACCAAAUCGAUCUCCGGUAGUAAUACAACAAUUGAUAGAAAAGAGAUUGAAGAAGUAAAUAUUCGAGAUUACAAUGAAUGUGCAAGUCGUGAUGAUAACUUGUGCGCCUCAAAUCAGACAUGUGUUAAUUUGCAUGGCUCAUACUCGUGUAAAUGUCUAGCAGGCUACACAGGUUCAAAUUGUAUCGAUAUUAACGAAUGUAUCACUAAAGUACCCUGCGGUGGUAAUGCAACAUGCACUAAUACUAAAGGAUCCUAUAGUUGUUACUGUCCAGUAGGUUAUCACGGCGAUCCUUAUAAAGGAUGCUACUUUGCAUGCACCAAUGAUUAUUGCCUUAACGGAGGUACAUGCAUACAAGAAUUGAGCGCUCGUCAAUGCAUUUGUGUUGAAGGAUUUAUAGGUGAUAUAUGUGCCAAGAAAACAAGUAAAGUAGCCUUAACUGCUAUUGUAAGUGCAUCGAUAGGAUCGGUCGGAGCAGUCGUUCUCAUUAUCAUAAUUCUUGUGUGCUGUUUUGGCCGCCGUCGUAGAAAAAAAGAUCGAGCUGAUAGCCAACUUCUUGAAUAA